This is a messenger RNA of Erigeron canadensis, 1081 nucleotides long. RefSeq names its product NADPH-dependent aldehyde reductase-like protein, chloroplastic. The transcript has a single exon. NCBI's taxonomy places the organism in Eukaryota, Viridiplantae, Streptophyta, Magnoliopsida, Asterales, Asteraceae. Bases 65 to 877 code for a protein of 270 amino acids. Gene Ontology annotation, molecular function: oxidoreductase activity. The record is from RefSeq and is a predicted model, not a curated record.
AAAAAUCCUAAAAUAAGAUCACAUAAUCCAAACACCCAAAUUCCAAGGGUAAACAUCACACCAAAUGGCCACAGGAACUGCCACCAGCACCGUCACAGCACCACAAACCACCACCCAAUCUUUUUCACUCCAAGACCGUGUGGCAAUCGUCACCGGCGCCUCUCGCGGCAUCGGAAAAGCCAUCGCCCUUCACCUGGCAUCUCUGGGCGCAAAGGUCGUCAUCAAUUACAAUUCCAAUUCCACUCUAGCUGACCAACUCACUUCCCAAAUCAAUUCCAAUUCCAUAGGAAAAGCUAUAUCCGUAAAAGCAGACGUUUCUGAUCCAGCACAAGUGAAAGCAUUAUUCGACGCAGCGGAAACCGCUUUCGGUUCCCCAUUACACAUAUUAGUUAACGCCGCAGGAAUCUUGGAUUCCUCGUAUUCGUCGAUACCGAAUUCUUCCUUAGAAGAAUUCGACAAGACAUUUAGUGUGAACACUAGGGGGUCUUAUUUGUGCUGCAAGGAAGCAGCAAACAGGUUGAAAAAAGGGGGCGGAGGGAGGAUAAUCUGUGUGACGUCAUCGAUGGCGGUGGCGUUGAGACCCGGGUUUGGUUCGUAUGCGGCAUCGAAAGCGGCGGUUGAAGCUAUGAUCAAGAUUCUGGCGAAAGAACUGAAAGGGACUGGGAUUACGGCUAAUUGUGUAGCACCUGGGCCGAUUGCGACUGAUAUGUUUUUUGAAGGGAAAAGUGAGGAGAUGGUGAAGAGGUCAGUGGACGAGAGCCCGUUGGGUAGGCUCGGGGUGCCCGAGGAUGUUGCUCCGCUGGUCGGGUUCUUGGCUAGUGAUGCGGGUGAAUGGGUUAAUGGUCAGAUUAUCCGGGUUAAUGGUGGAUAUGUGUGAUACAAACAGGGGGUUGGGUCAGAAACUCAGAAUGCAGCUGUGUUUUACCUAUCACAUAUCCAUACAAUAAUUGUAUCAUUUUAGUCAUAUACUUUUUUUUCUUCUUCAUGUUUUGCAAUUCGGUUGAAAAUAACUGGAUUUGAUCUUUUGAUCCUUUACUUUAAGGAUAUAAUUGAGCUCAAAAUUUGUAGCUUUGUGUAUCAA